GUAGAUUAGAGAAAGAGGGAGAGACAGAAUCCCAAGCAGGCUCCUUGCUGUUAGUGUGGGGCAUGAUGUGGGCUUCAGUCUCAAGAACCAUGAGAUCAUGGGGGGGGUGGUUCCUGGGUCAUUCACUCAGUUAAGCAUCUGACUUCGGCUCAGGUUAUGAUCUCACGGUUUGUGGGUUCAAGCCCCACGUUAGGUUCUGUGCUGACAGCUCUGAGCCUAGAGCCUGCUUCAGAUUCUGUGUCUGCCUCUCUCUCUGCUGCCCCUUCCCCCUGCCCACUCAUGCUGUGUCUCUCAAAAAUAAAAAUAAACGUUAAAAAAAAAAAAUAGAACCGUGAGAUCAAGACCUGAACUGAAACCAAGAGUCUAUCGCUUAACUGACUGAGCCAACCAGGUGCCCCUGAAGUGUUUCUUUUUUAAUAUCGUUCUUUUUUGUAUUACUAUUUACUUAUUUAAAUGAUCACAGGUAGUAAUAUUUUAACAUCAAAUUAAAGUGAAUUCAGACAUUUCAUAUACUAUUUAAAUGAUUUUUGGUUUUUUUUUUAAGUAGGCUCCACACCCAACGUGGGGCUUGAAUUCAUGACCUCAGGAUCAAGAGUCGCAUCCUUUACCCACUGAUUCAGCCAAGGUGUCCCCUUCAUAUACUAUUUAAUCACUAGUUCAUUUUAAUGAUAAAGCCAUUAGUCUAUUAAUGCUUAGAUAGUGGAUGUGGAUUUUUUUGGAAUAAUCCCUAACCCAUGUCUCCUCUAUCUUAGGCAUCUUUCAACCUCAUGUACGGCACCUGCUGGUUUUGGCAACCCCUGUGGAUAUAGUGAUUCUUGGACUUAGCUAUGCUAAUUUACAAACAGGUUCUGGAGUUCUUAAUGACAGUAUGUGUGGUGGAAUGCAGUUGCUUCCAGAUCCCUUAUAUUCUCUUCCCACUGAUAAUACUUACCUUUUAACAAUAACUUCCACUGAUAAUGGCAGAAUUUUCUUGGCUGGAAAGGACGGCUGUUUAUAUGAAGUAGCAUACCAAGCAGAAGCAGGUUGGUUUAGCCAAAGAUGUAGGAAAAUAAACCACUCAAAGAGUGCACUUUCUUUCCUUGUUCCUUCAUUGCUACAGUUUACAUUCUCAGAAGAUGAUCCUAUUCUUCAAAUUGCAAUUGAUAAUUCUAGGAAUAUUUUAUAUACACGAUCUGAGAAAGGAGUAAUACAGGUUUAUGAUUUGGGCCACGAUGGACAAGGAAUGAGCAGAGUUGCCUCAGUUUCGCAGAAUUCUAUUGUCUCUGCUGCUGGAAACAUUGCUAGGACCAUAGAUCGUUCUGUUUUUAAGCCAAUUGUUCAAAUAGCAGUGAUUGAAAAUUCUGAAUCGCUGGAUUGUCAGUUACUGGCAGUCACACAUGCAGGUGUAAGGUUAUAUUUCAGCACUUGUCCAUUCAGACAGCCAUUAGCACGACCUAACACAUUGACACUGGUUCACGUUCGCUUACCUCCUGGAUUCUCAGCAUCUUCAACAGUGGAAAAACCUUCAAAAGUACAUAAAGCACUUUACAGUAAAGGUAUUCUACUGAUGGCAGCCUCAGAAAAUGAAGAUAAUGACAUUUUGUGGUGUGUUAACCAUGAUACAUUUCCUUUCCAAAAGCCAAUGAUGGAAACCCAGAUGACAACCCGUGUUGAUGGUCAUUCAUGGGCUCUCUCUGCAAUAGAUGAAUUGAAAGUAGAUAAAAUUAUUACACCCUUAAAUAAGGAUCAUAUUCCCAUAACUGACUCACCAGUUGUGGUACAGCAGCACAUGUUGCCUCCAAAGAAAUUUGUUCUCCUCUCAGCACAGGGGAGUCUUAUGUUUCAUAAACUUAGACCUGUAGAUCAACUGAGGCAUCUACUUGUGAGUAAUGUGGGUGGAGAUGGAGAAGAAAUUGAAAGGUUCUUUAAAUUACAUCAGGAAGACCAGGCUUGUGCAACUUGCCUUAUCCUUGCUUGUUCCACUGCUGCUUGUGACAGAGAAGUAUCUGCAUGGGCUACUCGGGCUUUCUUCAGGUAUGGUGGUGAAGCACAGAUGAGAUUUCCAACCACUCUCCCUGCUCCAAGUAACGUGGGUCCCAUCUUAGGGUCUCCUGUCUAUGCUAGUUCUCCUAUUCCUAGUACUAGUUCAUACCCAAAUCCAACAUUUCUGGGAACACCAUCUCAAGGUAUACACCCUCCUGCCAUGUCAACACCAGUGUGUGCUUCAGGAAAUCCAGCAACUCAGGCCGCAAGUAUGACUUGUAUGGCUGCACCAGAGAUCGUGUACUCUGGAAAACACAAUGGUAUUUGCAUCUACUUUUCUCGAAUCAUGGGAAAUAUCUGGGAUGCUAGUUUAGUUGUGGAGAGAGUAUUCAAGAGUGGCAGCAGAGAGAUCACCGCAAUUGAAAGUAGCGUUCCCUCCCAGCUGCUGGAGUCAGUGCUACAAGAACUAAAAGGUUUGCAAGAAUUUCUAGACAGAAACUCCCAAUUUGCAGGAGGACCAUUAGGAAAUCCAAAUACAACUGCCAAAGUGCAGCAGAGGCUGAUAGGAUUCAUGCGUCCUGAAAAUGGAAAUACCCAGCAAAUGCAGCAGGAGCUGCAGAGGAAGUUUCAUGAGGCUCAGCUGAGUGAAAAGGUUUCACUUCAGGCAAUCCAGCAGUUGGUUCGAAAAUCAUACCAGGCUCUGGCUUUAUGGAAACUUCUUUGUGAACAUCAGUUCACUGUCAUUGUAGGAGAACUUCAGAAGGAAUUUCAGGAGCAGCUGAAAAUCACCACAUUUAAAGAUCUGGUCAUCAGGGACAAGGAACUGACUGGGGCAUUAAUUGCUUCUCUUAUCAACUGCUACAUCAGAGAUAAUGCUGCUGUUGAUGGCAUUAGUUUACACUUACAGGACAUCUGCCCCCUUCUGUAUAGCACUGAUGAUGCAGUUUGCUCUAAGGCAAAUGAACUUCUGCAGCGUUCCCGACAAGUUCAAAAUAAGAUUGAAAAGGAAAGAAUGUUAAGGGAAUCCUUAAAGGAAUAUCAAAAAAUCAGCAAUCAAGUGGACCUUUCCAAUGUUUGUGCUCAGUAUAGACAAGUCCGUUUUUAUGAGGGUGUGGUGGAGCUCUCUCUUACUGCUGCAGAAAAAAAAGAUCCUCAGGGUCUUGGACUUCAUUUCUAUAAACAUGGAGAACCAGAAGAAGACCUUGUGGGCCUGCAGGCUUUCCAAGAAAGAUUAAACAGUUACAAGUGUAUUACAGACACGCUUCAAGAACUGGUAAAUCAAAGUAAGGCUGCUCCUCAGUCUCCCAGUGUACCCAAAAAACCUGGGCCUCCAGUACUGUCAUCUGACCCCAAUAUGCUGAGUAAUGAAGAAGCAGGACAUCAUUUUGAACAAAUGCUUAAACUGUCUCAACGAUCCAAAGAUGAGCUCUUUAGUAUCGCCCUUUAUAAUUGGCUAAUACAAGCUGAUCUUGCAGAUAAGCUAUUGCAGAUUGCUUCUCCAUUUCUGGAGCCACAUCUAGUCCGAAUGGCCAAAGUUGAUCAAAACAAAGUUCGUUAUAUGGAUUUACUGUGGAGAUAUUAUGAAAAGAACAGAAGCUUUAGUAAUGCUGCUCGUGUACUGUCCAAAUUGGCUGACAUGCAUAGCACAGAAAUUUCACUUCAGCAGCGACUAGAGUACAUUGCUCGAGCCAUUCUUAGUGCCAAAAGUUCCACUGCCAUUUCAUCAAUAGCCGCAGAUGGUGAAUUCCUUCAUGAAUUAGAAGAAAAAAUGGAAGUUGCUAGGAUCCAACUUCAGAUACAAGAGACACUACAAAGGCAAUAUUCCCAUCAUUCUUCUGUACAGGAUGCAAUUUCUCAGCUGGAUUCCGAACUAAUGGACAUAACUAAGCUUUAUGGGGAAUUUGCUGACCCGUUUAAACUUGCAGAGUGUAAGCUUGCAAUAAUUCAUUGUGCUGGUUAUUCAGACCCUAUAUUGGUGCAGACACUUUGGCAAGAUAUCAUAGAGAAAGAAUUGAAUGAAAGUGUGACGUUGAGCUCCCCAGAUAGAAUGCAUGCUCUUAGUCUCAAGGUUGUGCUCCUUGGCAAAAUUUAUGCUGGCACACCUCGCUUCUUUCCUUUAGAUUUUAUUGUGCAGUUUUUAGAACAGCAAGUUUGUACUUUGAACUGGGAUGUAGGUUUUGUAAUACAGACAAUGAAUGAAAUUGGAGUGCCAUUACCUAGGCUACUGGAAGUAUAUGAUCAUUUGUUCAAGUCACGGGAUCCAUUCUGGAACAGAAUGAAGAAGCCACUGCACCUUUUGGAUUGCAUACAUGUGCUAUUGGCAAGAUAUGUUGAGAAUCCUAGCCAAGUUUUAAAUUGUGAGAGGAGAAGAUUUACAAAUCUGUCCCUGGAUGCUAUCUGUGGUUAUCUGGUUGAGCUUCAGUCUAUGAGCUCGUCAGUAGCAGUACAAACCAUCACAGGAAAUUUUAAAUCUCUUCAGGCUAAACUCGAACGGCUUCAUUAAUAUUAUAAUGUAUUUUCAUCUAUGUAUUUUGAUCUGUAAAAUAAAAGCUCAGCUGUCCAGAUAUCAGGUGCUGUAAAUCUAAGAACAACUUUAAUAGAAAUGUGGUUUUAAAAGUGGCUACUAUCUACAAACAGUACAUUUGCCAGAUGAAUUAUUUUUUACUAUUUUGUUUUUUAAUCAGGUUAAGAAACACCUGAACUAAGAUUACCUAUGAUCUUAACACAAGAAUAAAAAAUAUUUAGAAACUCUUAUUUUUAAUUUAAUGCAGGCAGAAAUUUUGAACUUAUGCUAUUCAUUUUCAAGUUAGUCCAAGGAUAUGGAUACUAAAACUUAAAUAGGCUAGCUGAGCAGGUCCCAUAAUACUGGAUUCUACAACAAUCCUUUUUUUUUUUUUUUUUUUUAUGUUUAUUUAUUUUUGAGAGGGAGAAAGACAGAACAUGAGCAGAGGAGGGGCAAAGAGAGAAGGAGACACAGAAUCCAAAGCAGGCUCCAGGCUCCAGGCUCCGAGCUGUCAGCACAGAGCCCAACGCAGGGCUCAAAUUCACAAACCACAAGAUCAUGACCUGAGCUGAAGUCGGACGCUUAACCGACUGAGCCACUCAGGCGCCCCUACAACAAUCCUAAUACAGGCAAAUAAACACUGUCUCUUUUUAAAAAUUAUUUAGAUUUUGGGUUCAUCUUUGGAAAGGAAAUUUCUUUCCAGCUACUUUCUUUCCAGCUACUAAUUUUGCCACAAUUCCUAAAGAUUAAUACAUACCUGGCUGUUUCUUGAGCAGGUGGCAAAUGUGUAACAAAUGUUCUAUGUCCUAAAAACCUACACAGAGAGAUACUGUUUUCCUUUAGUGUCUACCUACCAGUCCUUGAGACUGAUUACUGACUCCAUUAAAGCAGUGGUUCUCAAAGUACGCACCAAAUGGCCACAUAAACAUCAUCUGGGAAUUUGCUCCCUGUUUGAUUCCCCCUCCUCCCUCCCCAGUCAAUAACCAUAAUAAAUGAGUUUUACCCAAGAUAUGAUAUAUAAAGCAAAAUCGUUAGGAAUGUAGUUUUUAGCCUUCAACAAAUUGGAAUAAACUUAACCAAGUUCCCCAAAGUCAUGGCAACAAGGGAGGAGAAUAGAGUGGGAAUGACCAGGACUAACAAAAAGCAGGAACAUGGACUUCUUUCCUUUCACCUUUUAUGCUAUCAAGAGUAAUCACCUUCUGCUUAUUGUCACUAAAACAUGUCUAACAAUUUUUACAGUACAUUUUGAAAAUAUUUUUCUUUCUUAUACUUUCCCAAGAUCAUGGGUUGACCUUUUCAUAUUCUCCUAGAAUGUAGUUCCCUUUUUCCCAUAAUCUUCUAAUUCAUAAUAUUUAAUAGACUGUCAAAAUGUCAUACAUAGGUACCACUAACUCUCAUAAUUUUCAGCUUUCAGUUCCUUUAGUUUUUUUAAUAUGUAAAAUUUAAGUUAUACACUGUUAAUUUUCUAAGCUUAAAAUUCUGUGAUGUCUACUUAAAAUGAAAGUCUUGCUUAAAUGUUAUUUAGCCAUGACUCCAGUCCUGGGAAAAAAAAUGUAUACACACACACGUAUAUAUAAUUAGACCAUUUACACACAAACACAUUAAUAUCCAUGUUAAAUAUACUCAACUCACAAUAUUAAAGCUAUAUCUUUCAAAAGGAAAGCUAACAGGGCUAAAUGGUCCUUAGGAGUCAGAAAUCUUAACCCUGUUCCUUUCAUCACAGAACAUCUUCUGAGGUUUAUAAAACUUCCAGCUACUCAGCAGAUGUUUUCCAUAUCCUUGGGAGAGUGAGACCCCUAAGAGACAUUAGGUCCUCUCCUUUUUAACUGUCUAGAACAGUGUUUCUAAAACUUUUAAUUCAUAAGAACCACCUGGUGUCCUCAAAAAAAUAAAUGUUCCACCUGUAAUGUGAUGCUGAUACUGGUGGUCAUUGGAUCAAACUUGGAAUAGCAUUGUUCUAGCACAUUUAUCUACUGUAUUAGUGUAUUUUGUACUUGGUAUGUAUUCAACACAUUUCUUUAUAAUGACUAUUAAACAUAUAGACAAUGAAUAAUAACAUUGUUUAUGCAACAGUGCAUUCAUUGUAGGCAGUGAGGAGUCACUGAAGAUCUUGAUUGUGACAUAUUUGUUUUAGGUAGAUCAUUUUCAUGUGGCAAAAUGGUCAGGAAAGAAGAGAAAAAUCUAUUUUGAGUAACUGCAAGAUAUGGGAUAUUGACCCUGAAAUGCAUGUGAUGUAUGUCCAACAUUUCUUUAGUUAUAACAUAUGUGACUUUCUAGUGACUUGUUCAUUGAACACACUUCUCUACACAUCACAUGCAUUUCCUCCACAUUUAUGUUUUAUAGUUCAUUUCAUCUCAGGAUCACAGAUUGCUCAUUCUCUUCCUCAGGAUACUUCCCGCCCUCUUUUCCUCUUUUUCAUGAGAGGAAAAAUUAUGAAAGUGAUAUAGUUGUAUCAAGAAAAUGAAAAACUGGAAUAUUAAAUGUAAAGGUCUUGAAAGGGCACAUAAUUUUCUUUCAUUUUUCUAUCAGUUUUUUCAUUUAAAUUCUCUUAAUAAUAAAACAUUUUUUCCAGAAUA
Molecule: messenger RNA, 7041 nt
Organism: Acinonyx jubatus (cheetah)
Lineage: Eukaryota; Metazoa; Chordata; Mammalia; Carnivora; Felidae
Gene: NUP155
Product: nucleoporin 155
Exons: 32
Coding region: 869-4465 (1198 amino acids)
Biological process (GO): RNA export from nucleus; protein import into nucleus; transcription-dependent tethering of RNA polymerase II gene DNA at nuclear periphery
Cellular component (GO): nuclear pore inner ring; nuclear pore
Molecular function (GO): structural constituent of nuclear pore
Source: RefSeq, a predicted model, not a curated record